This is a messenger RNA of Haliaeetus leucocephalus (bald eagle), 3181 nucleotides long. It is a transcript of the gene CCNG2, whose product is annotated as cyclin G2. Gene Ontology annotation, biological process: mitotic cell cycle phase transition; regulation of cyclin-dependent protein serine/threonine kinase activity. The transcript has 8 exons. The record is from RefSeq and is a predicted model, not a curated record. Bases 104 to 1120 code for a protein of 338 amino acids. Gene Ontology annotation, molecular function: cyclin-dependent protein serine/threonine kinase regulator activity. Lineage: Eukaryota; Metazoa; Chordata; Aves; Accipitriformes; Accipitridae. Gene Ontology annotation, cellular component: cytoplasm; nucleus; cyclin-dependent protein kinase holoenzyme complex.
CCCCGGUUUACCACGGGGGGAAUGGGGGGGUGGGGGCCCGGGGGGGGGGCCCGGUGCCCCCUCACCACCGCCCCCGGGAACGGAUCCGGAGUUGGGGGAGAAGAUGAGCAGCGAGGCGUUGUGGCUUUUCAAGCAGCUGAACUUCCACCUGGAGCAGGAGGGGCGGUUUCAGCCCCGCGAGAAGGGGCUCAGCCUCAUCGAGGGGGCCGCCGAGAAUGAAAAUACUCUGUGUCCAAGACAAAGGAAUGCCAAGGUGGAAGAUCUUUGGAGUCUGACCAACUUUUUUGGUUUUGCAACUGAAACGUUUGUUUUGGCUGUUAACAUUCUGGACAGAUUCUUGGCUCUUAUGAAGGUGAAACCGAAGCAUUUAUCUUGCAUUGGAGUUUGUUGUUUCCAGUUGGCUGCCCGAGUAGUCGAAGAAGAAUGCAAUAUUCCAUCUGCUCAUGAGAUCAUCCGGAUCAGCCAAUGUAAAUGCACUGUGUCUGACCUGAAACGGAUGGAAAAGAUAAUUUCAGAAAAGUUGCACUUUGAAUUUAAAGCUACUACUGCCUUAACCUUCUUGCACUUGUACCAUACUAUUGUACUCUGUCAUACCUCAGAAAGGAAAGAAGUAUUGAAUCUUGACAAAUUGGAAGCACAGCUAAAAGCUUGCAACUGCCGUCUUGUCUUUUCUAAAGCAAAACCCUCUGUCUUGGCCUUGUGCCUUCUCACUCUAGAAGUCCAGACUUUGAAAUCUGUUGAGCUGUUUGAGAUCCUUCUGCGUGUUCAAAAGCAUUCUAAGAUAAGUGAUAGUGACCUACUUUACUGGAGGGAGCUGGUCUCGAAAUGCCUAGCAGAAUAUUCUUCUCCUGAAUGUUGCAAGCCCGAUCAUAAAAAACUAGUUUGGAUUGUUUCAAGACGUACAGCCCAGAACCUACAAAACAGUUACUACAGUGUUCCUGAGUUGCCAACGAUACCAGAGGGUGGAUGUUUCAAUGAAAGCGAGAGUGAAGACUCCUGUGAAGAUAUGAGCAGUGGAGAAGAAAGCCUUAGCAGUUCUCCUCCGAGUGAUCUGGAAGGCACCUUCUUCUUUGAACUCAAACCUAAAACAAAAUGGCAAGCUCUUAGCUGUCGGUCAUAGCGUUAAGUCUUGAUUGUAUUAGGUUCAGGUUACUAAUGCACCAUGGAGUCUUUUGGCAAUAAUGAGGUGGUAAUCUGUAAACUGUAUUAAUGCAAGAAUUGCUGUGGUAUAUCAAUGCUUUGAAUGCCUGCCUUGGUUUUUUUUGUUGUUGUAAUUCUAAGGAACUAAAAAAAAUCACGUUCAGGUCCCCAGUUCAGCAAAAAAGUUCAUGUAUAGUUCUGUUGUUAACAAGCAUAAAUGUAGUCCUGUACCUGGUGGUCCAAAAUGCUUAGCAGCUAAACACAUUAGCAGUGUGCCCUGGCAGCAAUGAAGGCUGAUGGCGUACUGGGCUGUGUUAACAGGAGCAUAGCUGAUAGAUUGAGGGAAGUAGGGUUUUUUUCCUCCUGCUAUUUGGCGUUCAUUCUCAUCUGCAACAGCGUCCAGUUUUGGGCUCAAGGCGUUGAUCAGCUUGUGCAAGUCCACCAGGAAGCUGCCAAGAUGGUUAAGGGUUUUGGGGCACAGGACCUGUGAGGAGAGGUUAAGCGAAAUGAGCUUAUUCAGUGGCAAAGUGGCCUUUGGGGGGAAAAUGGAAUGGAACCAGCAGCCUUUUGGUACCUAAGAGGAGGUUGCUGAGGAGGAGGUGAUUUCAAGGUUUUGUUUGAGAAGCAUGGAGCAAGAAUGAGAGGCUUUCGUUAAAUCAAAACGUGGAUUUCUCAGUUAAUGGAAGAAGUUUGCUCCAUGGGGACCAUCAAGCAUGGGAGUGGACCAAGAUGGGCUGUGCAGUCUUUGUCCUGGGAGAUUCUCAGGAUUCAACGUAACAAAACCCUGAGUGUGGUUGAAUUUGUUGUUGACUUUGCUUUGAGCAGGAGGUUGGACUAGAGUCCCCUUGAGGGCACCUCCACUCUUCAGUGUUUUGGGAUUAGAUCAAAUGGGCUGAGUAGGUUAUGUGGCGUGGUAUGUGUACAUAGUACCAGGCUGAAAUCAUUUCCUGUCAAAUGGACCAAAUACUGAAACGGUUUUAACAUUUUACAUGCUGUGGUCCUUUUCAGCAGGAUUUUGAGUUGUGUACUCCAAGUAGAUUUUUUUAAAGCUUGGUUUCUAUAAACUUCAGGAAUCCCUAUUUCACAAUAGGAGUAUGCAUGGCAAGAAGGAGGUUUUUGGUUAAGGCUAGUUUUCACUAAAGGGUAGUAUAAAGUGUGUGGCAGGGAGUUACUUCAUAUUUUCUGCAAUACAGAUGUUUUCACACUGAAAUUCACAUGGUAUACUUCAGUGUGUUUUAAAUCUUAACUGUUAACAUGUCAAUCCAUACUAUUAGCUUAGACUUAUUAACACGGUAAAUCUUGAUAAGUCUACAUUCCUUUUAAUAUUUAACCCUUGUAGUUGUUUUUCAGUAUAUUCAUGUUAUUGAUUGAGUCAUAACCAGACUUGUUUGCAUGCUUACGUAAAGCAGUUAGUGCAGGAAGAGUUGAUAUUAUGCAGUAAUAUCAGGUAAAUGUGAUGUUGAUGAAGUAGUUAAUGUAAUCGUUUUUUCCGAACUUUUUUAUUGAAGCACAAAUUGAAGUAUGAUUGUGUUUCUCCGUAUCGAGAACAUGGCUAGGUAGGAAGUGGACUAAUUAGUUCAGAAUAAUGGUGUGAAGUGUGUUGGUGCCAAAGUAGAAAUGAAGGAGCAAACAAGCUAAAGGCUGUUUUGUAGAUGCAAGCAUUGUUUUAGAAUGGUAAGAGAGGUGCCGUAAGUUCAUAACUGUUAUGUGAUUUAAGUUUUAUAAAAAUACAAAAAGUUUACAAAAAUGUAUAUAAAAAUGUAAAUUAAAAAAUGUACAGAAAAAAUUUAAAACAAAAAAUGAGCAGAAAAUACUGUAUUUUUUUACAUUGUAUGUAACUUUUUGUAGGUAUGUUGCAUGUAGAUAGUAAUUUAUUGUGUACUCUGUAUGAUAUAAAUACUGUACAUCUGAAGACGUCUUACUGCAAGCUGCUGCGCCUGGACGCUCAGUUCUGAAAUGGAGUACUUUGGUUGCAGGUAACAAACCUACUCAGUCUUGUUUCAGUUGAGAACAAAAAUAAACCAAGUGCUGUGUUUGUUAA